UUAGAUGUAACUAAGAAUGAGAGAUGGCUCUAGCUCUACCCGGAGUAGGAGUGUUUGGAACCUGCCCUGCAGUGUAUACUCUAGUACCCGUUCUUAGAGAUAAGGGCUUCCUGGUUCAAGCAAUUUGGAGCGGAAGAAAGCAGGAUGCUGAGGCAGCUGCUUCUAAGCUUUGUAUUCCCUUCUUCACAACGCAGAUCGAUGACGUAGUUCUGAGGAAAGAUGUCGAUCUCAUAAUUAUAUUCACUCCGCCCAGUCUUCAUUCUCAGAUUAGCGUGAAAGCACUGCGGAUUGGUAAACAUGUUGUCUGUGAUAGACCUGGUGGAUUAAAUCAAACAGAAUCAUUAAGAAUGGUUCGCGCUGCAGCUUAUUAUCCAACAUUGCUGGCCAUGAUGGCUUUUAGUCUCAGAUUUCUUCCCAACAUGAGUUUAAUGAAGAAAUUGAUAAAAGAAAACUAUGUGGGACAAAUAACACUCUGCGAUAUCAGGAUAGUUUGUGAAAGUAUGCUUGAAAGAAAGUACUCCUGGCUGUGUGACUCCGCCAUGGGCGGAGGAGCGCUGUCUCUGCUAGGAUCCAACGUGAUAGAUCUGCUUCAUUACCUCGGGUUCGGAAAAGCUGUCAGAGUUCAUGCAAAUUUGAGAACUCUCAUUCCAACCACGGACAAUAUAGGUGGAAUAAGACAGGUUAGUUCUGAUGACCUCGCAGUUCUCCAGCUCCAGCUGGCUGGAGGAACACUAGUAACAGUUUUCAUUAACUCCGACAUGGCAGGGUUCAGCCAGGAUAUUGUUGUGUGCGGGACGGAUGGAUAUCUAGUUGCUCAGGGUGGAGAUCUCAAGGGUAGGAAGACCAGGGAGCUAAGAGAUGAGGUCUUGUACCUGGAUGUAGAGGAUUUUAAUUCUUCAGAGAGUUUUUCAUCCGCCCUUCCUAGGAUACAUAUGAAAGGACUGAUGAGAAUGGUUAGUUUCCUCAGGGAUAGAUUCAGUGGAGUUGAACCUCAGACUGAUUCUAUAUACGAACCUGCUCUAUUCGACCAGGGAUUGUAUAUUCAGUCUGUGAUAGAAGCGAUGAGAAAAUCAAGUGAAACCAGACAGUGGGUUAAGGUUGUAACAAGCCAGGAGGAAGGUUCUGAUUCAGGAGAGACAUCUUGGUCCUCCUACGCAUAAGGAACAAGUGGUCUACUUUGUACCUGGAGGCAAAUGGGAGAUGAAACCUUGUAUAUUUUCCAUUUUUAGUUCUAAAGCAUUUAUGUAUUUUUAUGUACUUAUUCUAUUUUAACGUUAAAAUUGUGUUCCUAGAUAUUUUUAUGUUUUUCUACUGCCUUGUACUAUUUUUGCAACUAACUCUCAACUUCCGUCAAACCCGCGCAAUGCAAUUUAUUUUGCAAUAAAAGUUUACAACACGUCAAUAGUUUAUUGAUGUACUUUUGUUUUUUUACUGGUUUACUGAUUUAGUAUUAGUCACUUCAGUUUUCGACACGGUUGGUAGGAUAUCCCUGAAAUUCUUAUUUAAUUUGAUUACCAGUAUAACCAGUAUAUACUGGAUACUGACAGUAUAAAAUUGUUACCAUUGUAAUUAUUUUAUAGCUGUACAAACAAAUUUCUAGAACAUCUUUGGUAAGCGUCAAGCGAUUAUAACCCUUACAAAACUUAUGAUAAUAAAACGGGUAAAAUUCAUGGUGAAAGUCGGGUUUUGUUAUGGUUUGUGCAGGAUUAAAUUUUUAAAAGUUUGUCGUGCUGGUUUAGACCGGAUUGUUUUGGUUUGAAUGAAUGAUUAUUUAUCGGUUUUCUUCUGAUAAUACCGGAUUUUAUUGGGUUGUGCUGGUAUAAAAUCUGAUAUUUUUUGGAGUUUAUUUGGAAAAAUAGACAUUUUGAAAAAAUGUGUGCAGUGCUUUUUUAAACUUUUCCAGUUGGAACGUGUUUGGUAAAUCUUGUUUCUAAUUCAAAAUAUUCCCUUAGGCCUACAGUUUAUACAAUACACAGUAGAUACCUUAUUGUACUUCUUGUAUUUAGUAAAUAUUUUGAAAAAGACUGUUUUAAAUGAAAAAUAUAUUUAUGAAUCCUAA
Molecule: messenger RNA, 2059 nt
Organism: Eurytemora carolleeae
Lineage: Eukaryota; Metazoa; Arthropoda; Copepoda; Calanoida; Temoridae
Product: glucose-fructose oxidoreductase domain-containing protein 1-like
Exons: 10
Coding region: 24-1160 (378 amino acids)
Molecular function (GO): nucleotide binding
Source: RefSeq, a predicted model, not a curated record